AUGGCUGUGAGGUUGAAAUCCUCAAAGAACAUUGUAGCACGAACUAUGGAGAAGCUGCAUUGGCCAUUCGAGGAGAAGGAAGUGAUUAAGUUUAACGAUCGACUGCGAAAGCACAUUUGCAACUGCCAAUUCUCAUUGACCAUGGAAAAUUGCAUGCUAUUGUCCGAAACCUCAGACAAAGUCGCUACAGUCCUCAAGGUGCAGAAAGAGCAUUCAUUCCAGCUGAGCGAGAUUUUCAAGGGCACUUCUGCAAUGGCUACAGUCGCGAACCAAUACUCGCAGACAGUGGACCAAAUAACGCUGAUACUACAAAUGCUCUCGUACCUACCAAAUACCUUUGCCGAGAUUGAGAACAUCUCACUCUGCAUGGACGACUUGCAGAUCAGCGCAAGAAACGAAAAGGAAGCUCGCAUUUUGGACUGGAUUCCAGCAGGGGCUCCUCACAAACACGAUGAAAUAAGUGCACGCCGCGUUGCGGGUACUGGCAAGUGGUUGAUCUGUCAUGAAACGUACAGACAAUGGCAAAACGACGCUUCUUCCAAUAACCAACUGUGGUGCUUUGGAGGCCCUGGAACUGGUAAGACCUUUUUAGCGUCUUUGGUAGUCGACAAUCUGAAGAAGCAAUCCAAAAUCAGGAACAUUGGUGUGGCAUACUUUUACUGUGAUUACGCGGUUGAUUCAGCACAAGACUUUGCAGCAACUAUCCUUAAGCAAGUACUCAUGCAAGUUGGCUCACUACCUCCAGCCAUGCUUGAAUUCUAUGAACUGCACAGGAGGGCAGGAUUUCCACGAGCCCAAGUAGAGGUAAUACAGCUAGCCGGAAAGCUGUCUUUACAUUUCGAUGCUUUCUUCAUCGUUAUUGAUGCACUGGACGAGAGUGAUUCGCAAAAACAGCGACAAGAGAUUUUAAAAGUCCUUGCAAGCCUUAAAAUGUCCAGAAUCAGGGUCUUUGUCACCAGUAGACCACAUGACACAGACAUCCAAACCGCCUUGCAACACGCAUUAAAGAUCGAAGCUAUGGCAGAAGAGCAAGACAUCAGGUCAUAUCUCCAUGAGAAGCUUGAUUGUGCUCCACGUUUGUCGACAUUGAUUAAUGAGCAUUUGAGAAAGCAGAUCAUUGCACACAUUUCGGAGCGAGCACAAGGCAUUAACCAGACCGGCGUCAGAAGGGCGCUCCAGCAUAUACCGACCGAGCUGGAUCAGCUCUUUGGGGACACGCUGUAUAGGAUGCGCCAGCAACCUCCAGAAAUACAGGAAAUCGGUCUAUACACCCUGAUGUGGCUUUCAUGUGCUCGGCGACCCCUUUUGAUAUCUGAGCUGCAACACGCUGUUGCUACUCGGUUCAACGAGCCUCAAAUUGAUCCUGACGAAGAUUGUCCGCCAUCUGAAAUUAUUGUGGAGAGUUGUUUAGGUCUGGUGACAAUCGAGCAUGAUGAAUCCACAAUUCGUCUUUGCCAUUUCUCUUUGCAGGAAUAUCUGGACAGCCAACGAGAGAAUUUGUUCCCACAAGCACAGACCACGAUUGCAAGGGUUUGUCUGACGUACUUAUCAUACGAGCUUCCUGAGCAAGCUCUGAUAGGGAAUCAUGUCGAACUGUCGAACGUUUCAGUCGAAGUGAUAUUAGAUUACCUACCAUUCCUCCAGUAUGCGGCUGAACAUUGGGGCUUUCAUGCCAAAGCAGCAGCGUUUAAUGCAAUUGAAGGUGUUGCUUUGACCUUUGCCAAAGACGUCCUCAAAACCGUACGUGCGGCCAGAAUACUUGCCAAUUACACUCCCUACUCAAGGCGCAACCACGAAUCUGCAUUGACUCGUUAUAGACGUGCCGACAGGCGCCCAAAAGAGAUUGAGGAGAACCCCAAGCUAUUCCACUGUGGGCUACAUUUGGCUGCAAGAUCCGAUCUACCAGAGCUAAUAGAAUGUCUACUCGAACACGGCCUGAACGUCAAUAGUGUCGACCUUUUCGACAAUUGCAAUACGGCACUUCACGCCGCAGCAUCUCGAGGCCACUUGCUAUCUGUCAACGCUCUUUUGAAUCACCAUGCCAGCUUAUAUCAGCUCAAUUCGGCCUUCGACACUCCAUUAUUCUUGGCAGUCGUUAGUGCGCAGCUUGAAGUUGCGAAAGUAUUAGUCCAGCACAAGGCAUUGGUAAAUAUACAAUGCUUAGAUGACUGGACAGCAUUACACAGGGCUGUGGACUCUGGCCAGCUAGAAAUGGUCCGGUUCCUCGUUUUGCAUGGAGCAUCAUUAACAGCGAGAACAGCAAGAGGAUUAUACCCGCUUCAUCGCGCCAGUGGAAGAGGUCAUUGCGAGACCAUUGAGUUUUUACUACGUCAAGGUGCGUUCGUUGAUGCAAGGACCGAGGGCGGUUGGACUGCCUUACAUGAUGCUGCAAGAAGCGGCCAGCUGGAAGUUGUCAAAAUCCUUCUUGAACAUAAUUCACAUUCAAAUUGCCCGACCAACGAAUACAGAACUCCGCUGCACCAUGCGUGUCGUGGUUGCAAGCUCGAAAUAGUCAAACUCCUCCUGAACUGUGGUGCCAAUCACCUGGGAAGAGACGCCCAUGCACAAUUACCAGAACAUCGAGCUGCCAAGGAUGACCAUCCUCUUAUCUUGCAAUUGUUACUGAGCUUAGACCUCACUCAGCUCUCAAAAGUGGAUCGUUAUAAUGCAUCACCACUAGAUGUGGCAGAAUCAGCGGGGUCGUUCCGAGCUGGACAAUUCCUCAAAGGUAUCAUGCGACCAAGAUUCGACCUUCUGGGGGACACCAGGACCGGUCUCGAAAUUGCAAUAGAAACGAGCGACGUUGAGCUUGUCAGGGCGCUGAUCAGGCAGGGAGCCGAUGUCAACACCAAGGAACAUUGGGGCUGGACAGCUCUGCAGCAGGCCCUCCAAGCCGACCAGGAGGAUAUCGGUUUGAUCCUCCUUCAGGCUGGAGCAGAUGUCGAAGCCACGGGAGCACAGAAAUGGAGGGCAAUCCACGUUGCGGCUCGAAGAGGCAAAUCGGAUGCUGUCAGAUUAUGUCUCGAAUACCAUGCUGAUAUCAACGCUGUCACCGCCCAACAACAAACGGCACUUCACCUAGCCUGUCGUAGUGGAGAUGAGGAGACCAUCAGACUCCUGAUCGAGAGUGGCUGUGACAUUGAAGCUGCUGACAAUCGGAACGCACGACCAGCUCACGUCGCUGCAUCACACGGCCACGAGGGCGCUCUGAGAAUCCUACUGGAAAACGGUGCCGAUCUCAAGGCCAGGACUGCAGCCUCCCGCACCAUACAUGCCUGCGCUGCUCGCGGAUGUCACUAUGCUCUCGUCGAGUUUCUGCGGGAAAGGCGUUUUGCGCUGGAAGAUGGCAUGGAUACACUCACCUAG
Endocarpon pusillum Z07020 is the source of this 3366-nucleotide messenger RNA. RefSeq lists its product as uncharacterized. Gene Ontology annotation, molecular function: protein binding. NCBI's taxonomy places the organism in Eukaryota, Fungi, Ascomycota, Eurotiomycetes, Verrucariales, Verrucariaceae. Bases 1 to 3366 code for a protein of 1121 amino acids. The record is from RefSeq and is a predicted model, not a curated record. The transcript is spliced from 5 exons.